ACUAAACUAUCUGCGUUGUCUUCUUCUGAACGAGUCAACCCAUACACUUUACUUUACUUUACACAGGAACAUUGCAUUCGUAAAGUUGAUCUCCAACAGUAUUUGCCUCUACUACCAAACUUGGAUGUAUCAUUGGGUGAAGAUCAGCUGUUUCUUGUAGACAACAAGGAUUUGGCAGAUGUUGUGUUCCAAGUUGAAGACAAACAACUCUUUGCUUGUAGACCCAUUCUAAUUGCUCGCAAUUCUUAUUUUUCUCGUCUCUUCUCAUCUGGAAUGAAGGAAUCCCAUCCUUCACGUGAUGGACACGUAACCGCAGUUCCAAUCCAAGAUGCAAGCUAUGAUGCUUUUCAAGCUCUCAUUGUGUAUCUCAUUACAGACAAGGUGAGUGUGGAUGUGAAUGACUGGAAGAUGGUAUGUCAACUUCUCAUUCUUUCUGAUCGCUUUCUGGUUUCCAAACUGAAGAGUUACUGUGAACAGAUUGUGGCAAUACACAUUAGAGUAGAGAAUGCAGUUGAAGUUCUGUGUUUGUCAGACACUCACAACAUUUCACUGCUGAAAGAACAAGCCAUCACAUUUAUAUGCAAUCAUCUUGAUGCGAUGAGAGGAAGGGCUGAAUGGAGCAACUCUCAUCUUCUUUGUUUUUAGAAAUUAAUCAGAAACAACGACUGUAAGACAUACAUGGUUGUUGUUAACAAUUGUUGUCUUUUUGAAUUUAUGUUAUGCAUUUGUUGGUUAUUGGGUGUUAUAAUAGCUGCAGACAACCAUACAUGUACUUCAUGUGAUUGCAUGUCAAUGACUGCUCUGUACAGUACUAGUUGAUUUACAUAUGAAAGAUUAUGAGU
Corticium candelabrum is the source of this 842-nucleotide messenger RNA. RefSeq lists its product as uncharacterized. The transcript has a single exon. The coding region runs from base 274 to 645 and encodes 123 amino acids. Gene Ontology annotation, cellular component: cytoplasm. The record is from RefSeq and is a predicted model, not a curated record. NCBI's taxonomy places the organism in Eukaryota, Metazoa, Porifera, Homoscleromorpha, Homosclerophorida, Plakinidae. Gene Ontology annotation, molecular function: ubiquitin protein ligase binding. Gene Ontology annotation, biological process: regulation of proteolysis; proteasome-mediated ubiquitin-dependent protein catabolic process.